Molecule: messenger RNA, 4769 nt
Organism: Centruroides sculpturatus (bark scorpion)
Lineage: Eukaryota; Metazoa; Arthropoda; Arachnida; Scorpiones; Buthidae
Exons: 26
Biological process (GO): cell adhesion
Cellular component (GO): extracellular matrix
Molecular function (GO): serine-type endopeptidase inhibitor activity
Source: RefSeq, a predicted model, not a curated record
ACGUUGCUGCCAGUUAUUUGGCUGCUCUGCUGACAGAGGAGUUGUCUGCAGCUUUCUCAUCCCUAACAGCAACGACGCCACUCUGUGCUCUAACUGCCAUGAGGUGUCUUGUUAAGUGUUGGUUGGUGCUGUCGUUAACGUGCUACCUUCUAUCUCUGGUAAAUACCGAAAAUAAUGGAGAACUGGCACACGUUACGGAUACAGUUUUUGGAACCAAAUGUCAACGUCGACCACCCGGUUUUCUUUCUCCCAAAACAACGGGGGAUAAUGGUUUUAAGAUAAAAGUUGGUGUAUCAGGUAGCGUAGAUCGUUACGUUCCCGGUGAGAUAUAUACAGUCAGUCUUCAAGGUUAUAGAACUCAAUACAGUGUACAGAAGUUUACAGGAUUUAUGAUCGUUGUGGAACCAUCUAAAGUCGAAAAUGAUGCAAAUGAAGAUCCAAAAUUUACAGGAUCGUUCCAGUUACUGGGCGAUGCUCUUUCGAAAAUUUCGGAAGAUUGUCCAAACGCGGUCGUUCACACUUCAUCCAUUCCUAAAUCCGAAAUUCAAGUUUUAUGGGCGGCACCAAUGGCAGGAACCGGAUGCAUAGUGUUUAGAGCAACUGUCAUUGAACAUCGGGAAUUAUGGUAUAUGGAUGAUGGAGGUUUAUCAAAAGAAUUAUGCGAAGAAGAAACGGAACAACCAGAAAUUAUUGAAGAAUGUUGCGCUUGUGAUGAAGCCAAGUAUGAAGUAACCUUUGAAGGUCUAUGGUCAAAGUUUACACAUCCCAAAGACUUCCCAACAAAUGAAUGGCUUACCCAUUUCUCUGAUAUUGUCGGUGCAUCUCAUACCUCCGAUUUCCGUUUAUGGGAACAGGGAAAUUAUGCUUCUGAAGGUGUGCGUCAAGUUGCAGAAUGGGGUGCAACUAAAAAGUUAGAAUCUGAACUCAAUGCGGAGAAAGAUAAAAUCCGGACAAUUAUUAAAGCAAAGGGCCUUUGGUACCCGAAUGUCAAUGGAAAGACGUUUGCUGUUUUUAGAGUCGACAAGAAGAAACAUCUCAUGUCAUUGAUUAGUAUGUUAGGACCAAGUCCAGAUUGGAUUGUUGGAGUUAGUGCUUUAGAAUUGUGUCUAAAGAAUUGUUCUUGGGUUAAUGAAAAAAUAAUUAAUCUUUAUCCGUGGGAUGCUGGAACCGAUAAUGGCAUAUCAUAUAUUUCACCGAACUCUCCAACUGUUCCUCAAGAAAAGAUUCGUAGGAUUACUUCAUCGUAUCCAAAUGACGAAUUAUCACCAUUUUAUGACCCUUCUGGUACUCCUAUGAAGCCCCUUGCUAAAUUAAUUGUUACUAGAGAAAGAGUUUAUGAAAAAUCAUGCAAAGAUACAGAUACCUUUUCUUUACCUCCUGAAGAACCCGAGCACGAAAGUGAUCGACGUAAGUAUCCUGUUGAAGAAAAUAGCACUUUUAAUUGAUAAUGAUGAAUAAAAUUUACAUAAAAUAUUAUAGCUGAAUGUCGAGUGUCAGAAUGGAGUGAAUUUACACCUUGUAGUGUAACGUGUGGGGAAGGCAUAAGGAUGAGGAAUAGAUCUUUUUUGAUGGAAAAGAAAGCCCAAAUGAUGGGAUGCAAAACACAAAUAGUAGAAAAAGAAUUGUGUGAAGUGGAAUGUUCUGGAGGUUUCAGUUGCGAAACAACGAACUGGAGCGAAUGGACUGAAUGUAGUGUGACGUGUGGUAAGGGUUUUCGCAUGAGAAAUCGUAGAUAUGUCAAUUCUAUGUCACGUAAAAGUUGUACUUUGAGUUUAGUCGAGAAGGAAGUUUGCAUGACCGAUUCUGAAUGUGAAAAUAAAGAAAUUAUUGAUGCCCAAUGUGCUGUUACACAAUGGUCCGAAUGGUCCCCGUGUACAGUAACUUGUGGUAAAGGUAUGAAAGUUAGAACUCGUUUAUACUUCGAUUCGACAGCACUCGCUUCUUGUAACGUUGAAUUAAUUCAAAAAAUGGUCUGUAUGUCUGGAAGAACAGAUUGUACCAUCGAAGCCAUUGAAGCAAAAGAAAUUUGUAUGCAACCGAAAGAAGUAGGACCCUGUAGAGGUUAUUUUGCAAGAUGGUAUUAUGACUUUACUAAAAGAGAUUGUAUACAGUUCAUAUACGGAGGUUGUCGAGGAAAUAGGAACAGGUUUGAACGUUACGCUGAUUGUACUCAAACAUGUGCUAUGCUAAUGAAAGCACUUCCCAUCCCCUCAGCAACAUUAGCUACAGCUCCUUUGCCUGCCUCGAACAAAACAGAGGAUGGUGCUGUCAAUUGCGUGGUGACUCCGUGGUCAGAAUGGAGCCCUUGUUCACGAAGUUGUGGUAAAGGAAAAAAAGAAAAAAGAAGAAUGAUUAAAAUUAAUUCAAAAAAUGGUGGCAAGCCGUGUCCUAGAAAAUUAGUGAAGGUCAAGAAGUGUAAAGCUAAUCCUCCGUGUUCGGUUAAUUGUAUGAUGAGUCCUUGGGGAGAAUGGUCGGCAUGUACUAAAACGUGUGGAGAAAAUAGCAUACAACAAAGAAUGCGUCAAAUUAAAAAACCGGCUAAACAUGGUGGUGUGCCGUGUGGGCCAAAGGUCGAACGCAAAUAUUGUGUACUACCAUCGUGUCCGAAGAAGAUGUCAAGUAACUUCGAUAAAAUGUCGUUUGGAUGCGUAUUUUCACUAAUUUAUUUGCUAAUUAAAGUAAUUGGGGUAACAAAUUCAGCCGAAACAACAGAAUUAUGGAAUGAUGAGAACUUCGCUCGUUUCUCUUGGGAUUGUAAACGAAUGCCAAAUAAUGCCAAGUAUUCCAAGGAGGAUGACGGAUUUCAGAUUAAAAUACACGGAAAUCCUGACAGUUAUACACCAUUAAAGGAGUAUACAGUUAUUUUAGAAAACGAAUCUCCAAAUAAGAAAUUUUCAGUUUUUUAUCUUGUAGUUGAAUCAGCCUCAAAUAAGCCUCAAAAUGUUGGAAAAUUUAAGGUUACAGACAAAAUACUUUCAACAUUUUCUCAUUCUUGCCCUAAUACAAUUAUGUACACGUCAACAGUACCAAAAAGUCAAAUUCAGGUUUCGUGGGUGGCACCAGGAAUUGAUUCUGAAUGUGUAGUUUUCAAAGCGACAGUUUUGGAUAUCCUAGAUUUUUGGCAUCAAGAUGAGGGAAGAUUAACGUUAAAUCUAUGUCAAGGAGAACUAGACAAUAAUGUACAACCGGAGAUUCUCGAAAAGUGUUGUGCAUGCGAAGAAGCCAUGUAUGAACUUGUUUUUGAAUGUUUAUGGUCAGAACAUACCCAUCCAAAAGAUUUUCCAGCGGAUCGAUUCCGUACUAACUUUUCGACAAUUAUGGGCGCUACUCAUUCUGCCGAUUUUCGAAUAUGGGAUUAUAAUCAAAAAGCAAGCCAAGGUAUUGCUGAAUUUGCAGAAGAUGGUACGAUUGAGACAUUGCAAACAGAAUUAAAAUUGCAAUCAGACAAAAUUCGCACAGUCAUUAAAGUUAAAGGUCUCGACGCUCCUACACUCUAUGACAAAACUUUUACAAUAUUUCGUACAGACAAAGAUCAUCAUUUGUUAUCCAUAUUAAGCAAAUUAAUUCCAAGCCCAGACUGGGUUGUAGGAGUACCUGCAUUAGAAUUAUGUCUAAAAAACUGUUCUUGGAUUCAUAGCAGAAUUUUAAAUCUUUUUCCUAUAGAUAUAGGAAUCAUUGAAGGAAUCACUUAUAAUGCUUCUAAGACGAAAACCAUUCCUCAAGCGCCAAUUCGACCUAUUAAAGCUACUUAUCCAACUCAUCAAGAAUCGCCUUUCUAUAAUGUUCUGAAUCCUAUUGCAAAGAUUAUUAUUACUCGACAACGAUUGUUUCAGAAAGACUGCACUUCUGCAUUGGAAACGUGUCCUGUCACCGAGUGGUCACCUUGGAGUCCAUGUAGUUCGACUUGUGGAAAAGGAGUUCAGAAGAGAACUAGAAAUUAUUUAAAUGGAUUUAUUCCACAGAAAGAUUGCCGUUUAAUCGAAAAACAAACAUGUUACGCAGGAUUAUGCAAUAACAGGGAUUCAGCAAUACCAUCAUAUCUAUGUAAAGUGUCGGAAUGGGAAAGUUGGUCAGAAUGUACGUGUGGUAAAGUGUAUCGUGUUCGCUACAGAAAAUAUGAAAAUCCACUUCCCAUUGAAGGUUGUUCUAUCCCUCUGAAGGAACAAGAAAUGUGCCCAGUUACUCCAACUUGUACGCCACCACAAGAAUGUGGUGUGACGCGUUGGUCAGAAUGGACCCCGUGUUCUGCCACGUGUGGAGAAGGCACGAGAAUUCGAACACGUUUGAUACAUAAUCCUACCGCUUACGCCCAAUGUAAUAUAGAAUUAUAUCAGAAUGUCACAUGUACUGGUGAUGCUAUUGACUGCGACGAUACCGAGUCUACAGCUGUUUGUAUGCAACCGAAAGAAGCAGGGCCGUGCCGUGGGCAUUUUCCUCGUUGGUAUUAUGAUUCGACCAAAAGAAUGUGCAUGACAUUUAUUUAUGGUGGAUGUCAAGGAAAUGGAAACAGAUUCGAACGUUUUUCAGACUGUGAUAGAAGAUGUGAAACACCUUUACGAAACAAUCUAGAACUGGGUGCCGUUGAUUGUCAGUUAACAGAGUGGACUGAAUGGAGUCCGUGUUCACGAACAUGUGGCACGGGACGACAAGAAAGAAGGAGAAUGGUUGAAAAAAAUGCAAAAAAUGGUGGAAAACCGUGUCCUCCUAAACUUGUUAAAAGAAGAAAAUGUGAGAUGCCUCCAUGUAGUAAGUAAUUUUUUUAAUAAUCU